Messenger RNA from Seriola dumerili (greater amberjack), 2969 nucleotides. RefSeq names its product N(alpha)-acetyltransferase 25, NatB auxiliary subunit (gene naa25). Gene Ontology annotation, cellular component: cytoplasm; NatB complex. Gene Ontology annotation, molecular function: protein-N-terminal amino-acid acetyltransferase activity; protein binding. The transcript is spliced from 24 exons. NCBI's taxonomy places the organism in Eukaryota, Metazoa, Chordata, Actinopteri, Carangiformes, Carangidae. The record is from RefSeq and is a predicted model, not a curated record. The coding region runs from base 13 to 2928 and encodes 971 amino acids. Gene Ontology annotation, biological process: N-terminal peptidyl-methionine acetylation.
GUAAACUCCACCAUGGCGGCGAGAGGCCAUGUGCAGGACCCCAACGACAGGAGACUCAGACCUAUAUACGAUUACCUUGACAAUGGCAACAAUAAAAUGGCGAUACAGCAGGCAGAUAAACUGCUGAAGAAACAUAAGGACCUGCACUGUGCCAAGGUCCUGAAGGCCAUCGGCCUCCAGAGGACCGGGAAGCAGGAUGAAGCUUUCACUCUGGCCCAGGAAGUGGCCACUCUGGAGCCCACUGACGACAACUCGCUACAAGCUCUGACCAUACUGUACAGAGAGAUGCAACGCCCGGAGUUGGUGACCAAGCUGUAUGAAGCUGCAGUGAAGAAGGUCCCGCUCAGUGAGGAGUAUCACUCUCACCUCUUCAUGGCGUACGCCCGUGUCGGCGAGUACAAGAAGAUGCAGCAGGCAGGGAUGGCCUUGUAUAAAAUUGUCCCCAAGAAUCCGUAUUACUUCUGGUCUGUCAUGAGUCUGGUGAUGCAGGCCAUCUCAGCACAAGAUGAAAAACUGGCCCAGACCAUGUUCCUGCCUCUGGCUGAACGCAUGGUGGAGAAAAUGGUGAAGGAGGAGAAGAUUGAAGCAGAAGCAGAGGUGCAGCUGUAUUUCAUGAUCCUGGAGCGCUUGGGAAAGUGUGUAGAGGCUCUGGAGGUGAUCAGGGGCCCGCUGGGGGAGAAGCUGACCAGCGAGCUGCAGAGCAGAGAAAACAAGUGUAUGAUGCUGUACCAGCGACUACAGCGCUGGCCAGAGUGCAACGCCUUGGCCCACAAGCUGCUGCUCAAAAAUCCUGAUGAUUGGCAGUUCUAUCCCUCCUACUUUGAAUCUCUCUUCCACCUGAUGGAUCAGUCGUGGAGUCCGCCAGAAGAAGGCGAGCACUGUUCGGAGGGUGCGGUGCACCACACUGUGGCGGAGGUGGUGAGGUUUGUGGAAGAGAGAAUCAAGGGGGAGGACGGCAAAGACUCCCGUUCACUCAGAGGCCCGUAUUUAGCUCGUCUUGAAUUAAUGCACAGACUGAGAGAACGAGGCUGUCCAGAAGAAAGCCUGCUGGGUGAGCCUUUAGAGCUGAUGGUGCAGUUCUUUGGGAAGUUUGGAGACAAACCGUGCUGCAUCACCGACCUAAAAAUAUACCUGCAUCUGCUCGCUCCUGAGCAGCACGUUCAGUUCAUUAACCGUCUGAGUGAAGCGGUCCCGCUGGGGGAGCAGGGAGAGGAGGGAUUUGCUUUUCCAGAGGACACCAAAGCACUGCAGAGGCAUUUGUGUGUGUGUCAGCUGAGUCGAGCGCUCGGGCUGCAUCACAGUCUGGACGUGGACGGGAAACUGCGGCUUAUCACGGAGCUCAAGGCUCACUAUCGUCACGGGCUCAAGUUCGGGAAGAACUCUCUGAAGACGGAGCUGCAGUUCUCUGAUAUGUAUUGUCUCAUGGCAGCUCAUGUUUUCAUCGACCUGUGGACAGAGACUGGGGACGAGAACAUGGUGUGGCAGGGUUUGGGUCUCCUGCAGGAGGGUCUGUCUCACAGCUCCUCCAACGCCCAGUUCAAGCUGCUGCUCCUGCUCCUCUACUGUCACCUGGGAGCCUUCGAGCCGGUCGUGGACCUCUACUCCAGCUUGGACGCCAAGCACGUCCAGCACGACACCAUAGGGUUUCUGUUAACACGUUAUGCUGAGUCAUUGGGUCAGUUCGCUGCAGCCUCCCAGUCCUGUAAUUUCUCCCUCAGGUUUUUCCACUCUAACCAGAAAGAUACCUCAGAGUAUAUCAUCCAGGCGUACAAGUAUGGUGCGUUUGAGAAAAUCCCAGAGUUCAUCGCUCUCAGGAACAGGUUGAACCAAUCGCUGCACUUUGCUCAAGUCCGCACUGAGAGGAUGCUGCUGGACCUGUUCCUUGAGGCUGAUAUUGUGUUGAGUCUGGAGGAAAGUGUGAAGGCCAUGUCUUUGUCUGCAGAGGAGGACGACAUCCCCUGGGAUAACAUGAGGGACAACAGAGACCUAACGGUUUUUACCAGCUGGGACCCUAAAGAGAGACAGAUAACCGACGAGCACCGGCGUCGGUCUCUAGAGGAGGAGUCCGUCUGGCUGAGGAUACGCUCUCUAACGCUUCGCCUCCUCGCCUACUUGGCCGGCAUGGGGCACGCGCCCUCGCAACAGAACUCCGAGACGACCAACGAGAACGGCGUCGGGGACAAGAGCUCGAUCCUCGGCAGCCUGCUCUCCCAGCUCCAUCAGACUCUGCAGACGGCCGCUCAGAUGGCAGAGAAAAGCAUACAGUAUCCAUUCCUGGGACCCCCCUCCACCCGCCUGGCCCCAGCUCUGUCCAGUGGGAGCUGCCAGUGUCAGGCUGCGGCCCUCCAGCUGUCUGUCCACCUACAGGAGCUGGAGACUGUGGGACUGGACGAGUCAUCGGAGCUUCAAACCCAGAUCUGUAACGGUUUCAAAUCAUUAGUAGUACAGCUUCAAGAAAUACUGAAUAAAUGCAAAGGAGAUGUAUUGGAAAUGAAAGAGAGCAAAUUAAAAACCCGACCCUCCUUAUUAGAAAACCUAAUCUUCUUUGUUGAGACGGUGUGCAUAGUGUUGUGGAUGGCUAGUUACUGUGCCAAGAUCCUCCGACCUCUCAAGACCAGUCUACAGAAGAAGAAGAAGAAGAAAAAGGAUGCAAACACAGCUCUGCCGGUGGUGGUGUGUGGGUUCCAGGAGCUGACGGGGAGCUUGCAGGACCUGCUCACCCAGGCUUUGGAGCAUAUAAAGGGGCAGGAGACUGGCAUGACGGCCCUUAAACUAGCCAGUUUAAGCUUGGAAGGAUACACACAGGAGGAGGCGUCGUUUGCGAAGGCUGCUAUGGACAAGGUGCAGAGCAGUUACCUGCGCUCGCUACAGGAGGUGGGAGAUCUGCUGAAGAAGAGAGCGGAAACUAUAAAGAACCUCAAGAUCUGAACGCCACCACGCACCCCAAAUUAAGAUGACUAUACUCCCAC